AUGGACUUGCUCUGGGCAAUCACGACUGUAGCUUGCCUGACUCUCCUGUUCAAGCUCACCCAGGUAUGUUCUUGAGCUCCGGAUGCAGUCCCUUUGUUCAUCGCUUGCUCAUUGACACAGUUGGCAACCCGUCCUCGAAGCGCCCUCGCGCAUAUCCCGGGACCAUGGUACGCCAAGUACACUUCGCUUGGCUUUACUUUCAAUGCUUUGGUACCGCGAAUACAUGUAUACGUCGACGACCUGCACCGCGAAUACGGUCCAGUCGUGCGCAUUACACCUGAUAUGGUAGCAAUCGCCGACCCCGACGGCGUAGCAGACAUUUUUCGCUCCAGUCGGGGAUAUCUCAAGGGUCCCGUGUACGAGUCGCUACUACGUAGUUUCUUUGCUACUAGAGAUCCUGUGUUACACGGUCAGCGACGUCGACUAUUCGCCCGGCCACUGGCAAAUUCGUCCCUUCAAGCUUUCUGGGCGGACGAGAUCCGUGAGCGUGUGACGCUGACAGUGCAGCGAAUUAAGAGUGAUGCAGAGAACAACGGCGAAGGCGACGCUUACAAAUGGUGGAACAUCAUGGCCAACGAUGUUAUCACCAGACUCUCCUUUGGGGAAUCUCUUUUCUUAUUGGAGACCGACGAAGUGAGCUUUGAUUCCUCGCCGCCAAGGUGUUUUCUAACCCGCUUCUAGCAUCUUCCUUAUAUCGAGGCUGUAAAGAAAACCAUAAGGUGUUCUUCGCUCAACCGCAACUUUCCCAGAAUCAUGCCAUGGCUGAAAUACUUGCCGAUUCCUCGAUUGCAGGAAAUACUGCAGGCAAGACCAAAGGUUGAAAGGUAUACAGCGAAAGCAGUACAGAACUUCCGCACGCACGGCAAGCAGCAGAUCGCAGAUAACAUCAGCCGGAAUAUCUUCACGCAAAUUGUGGCUCAAGCCGACAAGACGGAUAAUGACGCUAUCCAAGUGAUCACCGACGAGGAUGUGCACGACGAAGCUCUCACGUUGAUGCUUGGUGGCACUGACAGCACCUCCUCUACCCUGACCUACGCCACUUGGGCCGUGCUCUCCCAUUCCGAGAUACGAGAUGAGCUGGAGCAAGAAGUUGCCGCUUUGUCUGACGACCUCUCGCCAAAGGAGCUGGAGCACGCUCGUCUUCUGAAUGCGGUUAUACAUGAGACGUUGCGCUUGUAUGGCCCUGUCUCUGUCGGUCUACAACGAGUCGUGCCGCCCGGUGGUGCUCGCAUUGCGGGUUUUGAUCUUGCUCCUGGGACUUUGGUAUGGCCGCAGAUGUACGUUGAUUCGCGCUCUGUUUACACCAUCAAUCGAACUUCAGGCUGA
Lecanosticta acicola is the source of this 1326-nucleotide messenger RNA. The record is from the annotation of a GenBank genome assembly. NCBI's taxonomy places the organism in Eukaryota, Fungi, Ascomycota, Dothideomycetes, Mycosphaerellales, Mycosphaerellaceae.